Messenger RNA from Hemicordylus capensis (graceful crag lizard), 3844 nucleotides. It is a transcript of the gene AZI2, whose product is annotated as 5-azacytidine induced 2. Gene Ontology annotation, cellular component: cytoplasm. The record is from RefSeq and is a predicted model, not a curated record. The transcript is spliced from 8 exons. The coding region runs from base 508 to 1650 and encodes 380 amino acids. Lineage: Eukaryota; Metazoa; Chordata; Lepidosauria; Squamata; Cordylidae. Gene Ontology annotation, biological process: canonical NF-kappaB signal transduction.
GUUUCGUCAAUUCUUUGCAGUGCAUGCUGGGAACAGACCUUGCAGGCAACAGCCUCAGCAGCAAGAUGCCGACAACUCCUCAACGUGCUGUGUCUGGCCCCUCCCUCCCAGGAAAGCGAGACUUCAUUUCCCGGCACGCUUCGCUCCUCGAGUGAUGAGGCCAUUUCCAGUCUGGAGGAGGAAAGAAUGUCGGGAUGCCGCGUUGUUGUCCCGCGAGAAGAGAGGGCGGAAGGCGGCGGACUUCCUCGGUAGCGCGUUAAAGGUGAAAGGGAAAGCAAAGUGUCUCGCAGGCGCGGCGACUUGUCGCGGUGUUGCUGCUUCCGCGCCCGCCUGGGCGGAGAACGAUGAGCGCCGUGAGGCGGAGACGGAGGGCCACAAGCUGCGGUGGUCUGGCGACCCUUUUCCUGGUUGCCUCAGUGGCCGUGGCCCCGUCGCGCUAGUGACUUGGGCCACCCAAACAAAAAGGGCCCGCCCUCCUUCUGAGGAGCUUUCCUGGCUGCAGGUGUCAUGGAUGAAUUAGCUGAAGAUGACAUUGACAUUUUGAACCAUGAAAAAGCAGACACCCAUCAUAAAAGAGAUGGAGAAAUUCCUAUUCCAGUGUAUACAGGUGAAGAGUCCGUUGCUUCUCAUUUUGCACUUGUCACUGCUUAUGAAGAUAUUAAAAAACGACUGAAAGAGACAGAAAGAGAGAAUUCUCUCUUAAAGAAAAGAGUAAGAUUGUUAGAAGAAAAGCUUCUUGGUGCCCAUUGGGAAGGAUCUGCAAGCUCUAUAGGUCGUGAGCAGGUUAACAAAGCUUACCAAGGAUAUCGAGAGGCUUGUAUUAAACGAGAUAAUCUGCAAAUUCAACUGGAUAAAAUGAUGAAAGAGAGCAGUGAAUCCUUGAAAUUGUUAAAUGAGCAGUUGCAGUCUAAAGAAGUGGAGAUCCUACAGCUAAGAACUGAAGCGGAAACUCAACAAGUGAUGAAGAGUUUGAAUUGUAACCCUUCUAACUGGGAAAUAGACCAGUUGAAUAAUGCCCUAAAGGUGCAUAGUUUGGAGCAGGAUUUAGAGAAGCUGAGGGAAGAAUGUAACGAUCUUAGAAAAGAACUACAAAAAUCUAUACAAAAGGCUGAGUCCAAGGAAGGAAUGUUAAUAAAUGGAGAGUAUAGCCAGCAGCACAACAUUCAUAGUGAAAACAUUCAGCAAGUAUACUGGGAAUUGAAGAGGGAAAUGUCUAAUCUGCAUCUGGUGACUGAAGUGCAAGCUGAAGUGCUGAGAAAACUGAAACUGAUUCCAUCUGCAACUAAGAAAGUGUCAUCUCAUGCGCCUGUUCAGUGUAUUGAAGACCUGGAAAGGGACAUCACAAAUCUACAGUUAGCUGCUCCUGGAGUAGUGUGCAAAGAGAGGCUCCUUACACCAAGUGACCAUGGUUUCUGCAGUGCAGUGUCUUCCCAAUCAUGUACUGAGGAGAGACUCCCAAUCUGUGACCCUCCAUUUCAGGAACAUCACUCUUAUGGAAAAAGCUCUCUGGAAGAUAAUUCUUGGGUCUUCCCAAGUCCUCCAAAACCUAGUGAUACAGUGUUCUGGGAAAUGAAAGCUAAAGUGUCUCAUGUAAUCUUUCCAGACAACAACUUAGAUCAGUAUAACCAAAAUUGCCUGCAUAAGAGCUAAGGAACUUUUAGGAGGAACUUGAUGUAGCUCUGACGAGGCUCUUGUAUGUGUUAGAGGACAAUAGUGGAGAAGGAGGAGGAGGAAGAUGAGUGUGGUAACCCAAGCUGGACCUUAUCUUUGACUGCUGUCUAAAUUUGUAAGCACUUCCACUGAAAUCAAACUGGCUGGCAUGUGAUGUAAGACCAAUAUACAGGAAUCAAAGUGAGUCCUCAGCCUUUUGAUUGGACACCUGCAAAUUUACGAGUGCAUUAAACUGUAAAGUAAAACAAAAGCUGUGCAUUGCCGUAAAUUAUGUGAAGAACUGCUUUAUUAAUACAGUCUUCAGAUACUUCUACAUGCUGUGAGAAUAGCCUCUUCCUCCCCACCUCUCCUCCUUAGGCUUCUUGGGUAAAGACACAUUAGAAUGUGAUUUAGGUUUUUUGCCUCCACUUCUGAAGCAUUUACUGGUCUUUCAUAAUGUGUGGUAUGUAUUGGGAAGGAAAUGCAAGUAAACAAAAUGAUUGUGACUUUGUAUAAUAAGCCAAAUUACUAUGAUUCCUUGUUUAGACUGUGUGCCCUUAUUAGUCUUAUGAUAAAGAUUUUGAGGUGGUAGAAACAGAAUCUUUUGAAAACUUAUGGCAAUUGAUUCAUAAAUGGUUAGUGAAUAGCAUUCUGCACACACUGCUACCUGUUUUGAGAUUACCUAACCAAAAUGCAGUGACCAUUUGGGUGCCUAUCUGCCUGUUACCAAAAUCUUUGCUUUACACUUUCUAAACCCUUGGCCAACAUCAAGACUAACCUUGCACUCAUGGAAGAGAGUUUUUCGUUGUGCAAGGGGGAAUGGCAAUUUCUCCUUCUGUCUGCAGCCGUCAGGGAUAUAUUUUCAGGUGUGUGUUAUGGAGCCCUUGAGGACAUAUUUUUGGGUACCAUAAAUGGCUGCAGAGGGAAGGGGAGGUUGCUGAAAAAUCACCCCUUUCCCCUUGCAUGACAAACACUUCCGCAGGCACAAAACUAGUCUGGGUAUUGGCUGCUAUCUUUGCUUUGAUGUAGAAACCUCCAGACGCCUUAAAUAAGCAGAUAGAACUGUAACAUUCUAAAUGAAUUACCUUUCUAUAACUAAUUAUUGCAUUCAUAAGAUGUCCGCAUAAAGUGUCCAAAACAUGUACAUGGAUUACAAAGUAUUCAACGUACCUCUCAACAUUCAAAUAAUUGUUAAGCGCCUGGCUCCUUAUGCUGUAUUACCAAUUAGUUAGUUUUCUCUUGAAGUUUAAUAGUAACAUGUUGAACAACUUCAAAGCAGAGUGGAUGCCUUCAUGAUGAGUAGAUAAGCAGAUUUCCAGCAUUACUUUACACUCCAUGGGCUUCUUAACAUGAAGGGAGAAAACAACAGGAUAGUAGUGUUUGUAGCAUUAAAAAGGUCUAGUUAGAGCCUGACAACACAGUGGUGGGCCAGCUCUGAGUUUUGCUCUUUGUCUCCCUCUGCUGUUAUAGAUUCUUGCCUUCUGCCAUUUUGUCCUUGCUUCCCAGUUUUUACUGUAGAGACAUGAAUAAGGAAAAGUAACAUCUGUAUAGAGGCUUGUUCUUAAACAGUCAUGGAGGCUUGCCAUGGAGCUGUGUGUAUGCAGUGUUCCUGUACAAUGAUGUCAGUUGUGUACUAUGAGAGGGGAAGAAAUGCCAUCUUCCCUUCCUAGCAUUGCAGUUUAAAUAUUUUUGUGUUGCUUUCCCCCCCGUUUUCAUAUACUGGAGAAUUUUAUCUUGGAGGAAGAAGAAAGGAUGCUUUCUACUGUGCAAGUGAAUGGCAUACAUAAAUAAUGUGCAUACCAUUCACCAGAUAUUGUUUUAUAUCUCUCAUCUUGCUCACGUAUCCUGGCUUGUCUGUGAUUAAUGGAAACGGUGUCAGAUGCUGGAAUUUAUUCUGACCAAUGAACAUAGCUGACUCUAGGGAGUACAAUCUCUUGCGGAGUAAUAGAACAAAACCCAAUAUGCAUAAAAUAAAUCCAAGUCACUAGACUUUAGCUGAUAGAACCAACUACCUGUGUAAUAACAAAUCGGAAGAAACCAUUUCUCAUGUGGCUUCAUAGUUCUGAUGUGUUUCUCAGGGUUGUUUCUUUGGUUACAAGUCCUGGAUAAGUAACACUCUCCAAAAUACAGACUCGCUUAACAAUAUACUAACUAAAUUUGUCAUAUUCUUAAAUAAAUUAUUUUUGUUUGGAAA